UUGGGUAUACACAUUAACAUUCCGUUCAGCUCGGCAACUGCGCGUACGCCAGAAGGAUGGAGCAAGGUUACUACAACGAUGCAGUACGACGAUUCAACCAGAGCUAUGUGGGAAGAUUUACAAAAACCCUACGGGAAUCAGUCAAGCUUCUUGCGCCAUCUGAUAUUGCUGGAGAAAUAUUUUCGCAAUGGUGAUUUAAUCCUGUCGCCACAGGCCAAAUCAAAUGCAGCCACAUAUUCUGAAGCAGUUCAGAAUAGGCUUCGGUCGUUCGACAACGUUCCAACACCUCCGGCGGCGACAGUUCUCGAUAAAAGUAUUCUGUUGCAACAACUUGGUAAUGCUCCUAUCACCAUUACAGCAACUGCAAAAUCAAAAACAAAAUCAACGACAGAACCUGUCAGUCUUUUGAAGUCCAAUAAUCCACAUUUGGUUGCUGGUCUGUCGACAGGGGAAUCAUCCACCUCACAAAAGCGAAAAUUAUCAACCGACACUAAAAGUAAAACUUCUACGGCUUCUUGUGAUUCAGCUGUAAGCAAUAAAGUUAUGAAAUUGGAUGAAACAGCAAGUGUGUCAGUAGCAAAACCCACUAACCUUGUACCUCCAGAGCUAAUAAGUAUCAAUGCAAAACAAAACGUUACAAUUACUACAAUUCCAGCUGCAUCUAAAUCUCAAACUUCAACAACACAGUCAAGUCAACCUGUACAGGCCCAACAAUCCUUGUUGCAACCCCAAACCCAACCCCAACAAUCGUUGCUGCAACCGCAGCUUCAUAAAAAAUCAAUCGCUUCCGGUGGUACAAGGGAGAUUAUCAAGCUACCUGAUACUUUAACGGAAGCAGAACGUCGAGAAACUUUGAAACCGUGGCGUCCGACGCUGAUCCCGAUCACUCCAGGAAGUGCUGAGUCGAUAAAAUCGGGACCACUAUACCAAACUGCUGACGGGCGAAGGCUUCCAAAGUUGGUACAAGUAAUGUCCGGUGGAAAACCUUACCAUAUCUCUAUCAACGAUUAUAAUCGCAUGUGUAUAUUGAGACGUGAAAAAUUGCUGCAACAACAGCAGCAAAUGUUACAACAACAAAUCCAGCAACAUCAAAAACGGUUCCCACAACAAUCGCCACCGAAUAUAAACACUCUCAAACCUUCACCGGCCAAACAAACAGAUGGACCACUAGGAUCUUCCAAACUACAAAUACCGAAUCAAAUUCUCGAGCAGAACUCUCUUAUUCCGAUAUCUAAUAAUGGCAACACAUCUGCUAGUACAUCAACUACUAGCACUGCAGCUAAAACUAACGGUCCUAGCAGUGAACUGCAACAAUUGAUCAAAACCCGCAAACCCAAUAGCACCAACACACUGCCACCUACCACAAGUCUCAUUGCCAACACGCUGAAGAGUCUAAAAGAUCUUAAAGAUCUAAAAGAAACGUUCAAAAACAGCAUCGAUAUGAAUCAGCUGCAACUACAGCAACAACAACAACAGCAGCAAAAUCAACAAUCCCAGUCCAAUGUAUCUUCUGCUGCGGCUGCGAACACACCCUCCCUGCACUCGGGUCCCUCACAGCUUGACCAGUUUAUGAAAAGUAACAGCCAAUUUUUGAGUAAUCUGGCCAACCAUCCGCAACUGAGUGCCAUGGUUGCUGCAGCCGCCGCAGCUGCUGCCAAUGCAGGUGCUCCCACCAGUGGCUCCUCGUCGUCCUCAUCCUCAUCGACCUCUCAAAAACUUCCCGCUGGCAGUACCAGUGGCGGAUCAAUCCUAAUGGACAACCAAGCCGCCCAGUUGCUGUCCAAAAUACCAAAAUCCCUUACUGUGAUACCACAACAAAAACAAAGAUCCUUGUCACGUGUCUCCUCCAAUGAGGACCAAAGCAGUGCCUAAGCGAAACUGAAACGAUGAUACAACCUAUCUAACAGCAAACCAUACAUAUGCCUAAACGAACACAAAUUCGAUUUUGAAGGAAACAAAUAAUUACCUAUUCAGAGUAUGAGAAAAGUUGUUUAAUUUUGUGAAUUUAUAAACAAUAAAAGUUCUUCUGAACUGUUAAGUGAAAUCAAUCAGGUAUAAAAAGGGAACCAUAGAAAUUUAAAAAGGCUUAAAAAACCAAUCAACAGUAUGCUCUAGUCACUUUGGCUUGUCUUCUCUUUUUUUUUAUAACACUAUCGGAGCUUUGUUAACAAUUUGAUUGCUUUUAUGGACAGCAAAUACACAAACAGGACAACAUUCCAACUCAAACGGGAUAGGAUCGAUUGUGCGGAGAAAAAUCAAGAAGUAGAAUACCGUUGACGGGAUUGUGGAUACGGCGAUAUCAAUUCCUCUUAGACUUUUUUCUAUUUCAACUUUCUCGAGCCAGUGAAACGACAUCGUUAUGUUUCCAUAUGCAAACAGACACAGGACACAGACACACUUUUAAAGCAGGGAUUCGGAACUGUACGAAAUUCGAUGGCGCAAAUGCUUCCCUUGCAUCUUUGACGAAAAGAUUUUAAUUUUAAUAUCAAGUUCAAUGAUUAAUUAUAUUAUCAUUAUUACUCCUAUUAUUAAACCUACUCUUAAAGUAACAUGUAACUUAUUAGGAAUGAUCGUAAUCGAGCAAGAGUGUUUUUAGAUUUAACUCCAUAGUACUACACUCCGGAAUGAAACAUAAGAACAACUGCAGAAUUAUAUCAACCACACUCAAUCACCAGUUAGUUUAUAACAUCAACUCACAGAAAUUCAGCUUACGCAUUCACUUUGAGGAUCAUCAAUUUUUUUUUGCAAUAGAAUAAGGUUUUCUUCUCUUUAUAUACCAUAUUCCUAUACACUGAAAUUCUAAUUUCAAAUUAUUUGCGCUUUAAGAGCGUUGUGUACAGUUUGUUUUUUUCCUACGUUCGUAAUGCUACCUAAGUCUAUUAAAAAACAAAAACAAGACGACGAUUCGCGCCACCCAAUUGUUAGCGAAUCAACAAUCUUACACAGCUAUUCAUUGAUUCGAAGCAUACAUGAAAAACACAUCAAAGUUAGUUUUGUAAUAGCAAUAAGUAAAAACAACGUGGCAGUUAAUGUUAAGCAACACCUCGUGUCUCACGUAUCAUGGAUAACGAACAUGGAGGAAAGGUAUAUAACAUGAAAUAAAAUAGUUUAUGUAGGUAUAAAUAUUACACAAUUAUCAAGUUGCGAGUAAAGAAUUGGGCGCGGAAGACAUUAAAGAUACCUACAUAUGUAAUGUACGUUGCGUUGUUAUCAACUACCACAAUAUAACGAAACAAAAGCAAACAAAUUCACAGAAAAUCUGUACCGUGAAAACAUGUGAGAUAGUUGAUCAAUAUUUAAAAAGUUUUAGGUAUCAGAGAUUAAGAAUUGCAUAUUAUUUUUACUGCAACCAACCACGCUCUAUCGAUAAACUAUUUGAAGCAAGAGUAUAUAUCACUAUUACAACAAUAGCAUUCAAUGAGAAGCGCGUUUGCCGAGUGUCUUGAUGUAACCUGUAUAAAUUUGAAAUAAAAUUAAAGGUAUUCGCAAAAACAUAA
Messenger RNA from Uranotaenia lowii, 3497 nucleotides. Its product is annotated as probable serine/threonine-protein kinase dyrk2. The record is from RefSeq and is a predicted model, not a curated record. The transcript has 2 exons. Bases 79 to 1872 code for a protein of 597 amino acids. Lineage: Eukaryota; Metazoa; Arthropoda; Insecta; Diptera; Culicidae.